Ziziphus jujuba (common jujube) is the source of this 923-nucleotide messenger RNA. Its product is annotated as allene oxide cyclase, chloroplastic. Gene Ontology annotation, molecular function: allene-oxide cyclase activity. The transcript has 3 exons. Bases 121 to 675 code for a protein of 184 amino acids. Gene Ontology annotation, biological process: jasmonic acid biosynthetic process. The record is from RefSeq and is a predicted model, not a curated record. NCBI's taxonomy places the organism in Eukaryota, Viridiplantae, Streptophyta, Magnoliopsida, Rosales, Rhamnaceae.
CUUUCGUUCUACAUAUAUGCACAAUUCUUUCUUCAUUUUUCUCCCAUGUAUUUUCUCUACGUUUCCCAUUCCCCAAACAACUCCUACUAAAGUCCGAUUGAUAAAAAGAAAACUCAACCAAUGGCUCUCUCUGCGACCCCUUCUAGACCCGACAACGUUCAAGAACUGUACGUGUACGAGAUGAAUGAACGAGAUCGAGGAAGCCCUGCCUACCUACGUUUGAGCCAGAAAUCCAUUAACUCUUUGGGUGAUCUUGUCCCUUUCAGUAACAAAAUAUAUACCGGAGACCUUCAGAAACGUUUGGGAAUAACGGCUGGGAUGUGCAUUCUGAUAGAAAACAAACCGGAGAUGAAAGGUGACCGGUACGAGGCCAUGUUUAGCUUUUACUUUGGGGAUUACGGUCACAUAUCGGUUCAAGGUCCUUAUUUGACUUACGAGGACUCCUGUCUCGCGGUGACUGGUGGAUCUGGUAUCUUCGAAGGUGUGUAUGGACAGGUGAAGCUGCACCAGAUUAUAUUUCCCUUUAAGAUUUUCUACACGUUUUACUUGAAGGGAAUUGGGAACUUGCCCGAAGAGCUUCUGGGAAAGCCUGUUGAUCCGAAUCCAGCUGUUCAGCCAUGCCCGGCUGCUAAGGCUUGUGAGCCCCAGGCUACCAUAUCUAAUUUCACCAAUUAAAUAGUAAUUUGCUAUUUUGUCAUAGUCAAAAAUGACAAAUGAUAGUGUUAUAAAUGCUUGCUCUUAUGAUUCUGAUUUUAAUUUCUUUUUCCUUUUUUUUCUUUUUUUUUUUUUGGGGGCCUUUUAAAUGUUUUGUGCGUCGCACUAGUAGAUAACUAGAUAUCCAUCAUUUCCUGUUAAAUGGAUGGUCUGGUAUAAUUAAAAAAAUAUAUUUAAAUAUAAUGGAAAUACAUCAAAUAGAUUCGACU